UCUUAUUUUUUUUUAAAACUAAUUUUUCAUGUACAGACACAUUCCUUCUCUUUUAAUAUUUUUCUCAUUUUAAUUAUAGAAAUUGACCAGAUAUAGUUUAAAAAUAUGAAAAAUUUAUCUUUUAACAUAAAAGAUUUUUUGAACAAUAAAAGUCAUAAAUUGUUUAUCAAGAAUUUAAAACUGAGAAAAGGCAGAAAAAAGGAGUUAUAUUCCAAGGUUUUUAUUUUAGAUGUCAGGUCGACCAGAUGAUAUAGAGUUUGAGGAGGAGAUUGACAGGAAGUAUAUCUGUCCUAUCUGUCUGGCCGUGCUGUGGGAUCCUGUUCAGACAUCAUGUGGUCACCGUUUCUGUAAACUCUGUCUUGGAGGUUUGGUCAGAGGAUCUUGGAGAUUUGGGAUGUCAAGGUGUCCAGUUGACAAAAAGUUUUUCAGUGUUACUGCAGAUCUGUUUGAAGACAAUGCUUUCAAAAGAGAAGUGUUGUCACUAAGAGUAAAAUGUAAUAAUUACAACAUUGGAUGUAAUUGGAAGGGUGAACUUCGUGAUUACCAGGCUCAUAUAGUUUCCUGUUCAUAUAGCCAAGAAAACUGUGUUUAUGGGUGUGGAACAAGAGUAAAGCGACUUGAACAUGACGAUCACAAACAAGUUUGUCACCAAAGACCUGUUAACUGUGAACACUGUGAUGAAGAAAUCUUCUAUGCAGAUUUAACAAAACAUCAGGUUUUAAUGUGUGAACACUUCCCUGUACAGUGUACCUUGUGUGGCCAGACAGGAAUAAAACGUAAAGAUAUUUCCUCACAUAUUGAUGUAAACACUGGAGACUGCCCUCAAACAAUCAUCCCCUGUAAAUAUGCUUCAUAUGGAUGUCAGUUUCAGGAUAAACGGCGUUGUAUGUCUGAUCAUUAUACAGCUGAUCCAGAUCAUCACAUUCUGCUUCUAGUCCAACAUAAUGCCAGUCAAGACAGGAAGAUAGCAGAGCUGACCAGUCAAUUGGACAAACUUAUGUCAUUGCAAAGAAUGUAGUAAAUCAUUAAUAGCUGAAACUAUUCAUUUGAUGUAAAUGUAAUUGAAUGUGUU
Messenger RNA from Mytilus californianus (California mussel), 1072 nucleotides. Its product is annotated as TNF receptor-associated factor 6-A-like. Gene Ontology annotation, cellular component: plasma membrane signaling receptor complex; cytoplasmic side of plasma membrane. The transcript has 6 exons. Gene Ontology annotation, biological process: protein K63-linked ubiquitination; regulation of canonical NF-kappaB signal transduction; tumor necrosis factor-mediated signaling pathway. The coding region runs from base 230 to 1018 and encodes 262 amino acids. The record is from RefSeq and is a predicted model, not a curated record. NCBI's taxonomy places the organism in Eukaryota, Metazoa, Mollusca, Bivalvia, Mytilida, Mytilidae. Gene Ontology annotation, molecular function: tumor necrosis factor receptor binding; ubiquitin protein ligase binding; zinc ion binding.